This is a messenger RNA of Trichoderma atroviride IMI 206040, 948 nucleotides long. The record is from RefSeq and is a predicted model, not a curated record. Lineage: Eukaryota; Fungi; Ascomycota; Sordariomycetes; Hypocreales; Hypocreaceae.
GGACGUCUCUACUGUACGUAAUACUUCGGCUCUCGUGGAAGCCCCGCGUCUCCCAACAGCUGUUGGUUGGCCUCAUGCGGCAUGUCGUGCAUCACUGCAAUAGUAAUAGUAGCAGCAGCAUUACACAAACUAUAAGAAUUCUUGGAGCUCACGACUUGGACUUUUAAGUUGCAAAACUGAAGUGAUUUUCAAGACAUGCUACAGGGUAUGACACGGCACCCGCUUCCUGAUCUAUCGUCAACACUACUACUGUAGGUAUCUUAGCACAAUGACUCCUUCUCCUCUUCUUGGACCGGAGGCUAGGAUCGAUAUACCGUCCUUGCGCAAUCUAGCUCUAUUCCGGGCCACCGACGAUAACCCCUCACUCUUCGAUCGGCUAUUGAUAACAGCAGCAAGAUGCAUGACUCUGAAGUCCGACGCCAACGAAAUGCCUCUCGAAUUUAAUACGGACAUUUUGCACCGAUGUGGACAUUGCGGCUGCCGUUUCUACAAACGCCGUUCUCCUCUAUCCGCUUUAGCAGUUAAAGGCUAGCCUCGGCACUAUCAUUUUAGCUUAUUACAAAGACGAGGAGCAGACACUUGCGCGAUCUCGACAUUCAAGCGCCGACUCAAAAGGCCGUGCUAGUGCAUGGCAGCUUCGAGUCAGUCGUUGUGAAGGUACUGCUUGAGGAGCAAUGCGGAUCGAUAUGUUGCGAUAGGUACUGUAGGUAGUAGGGCAGGUUCUCGCACGUCCGGGAAAAGAACUGGGCAUUUAUCCGAAAAAGUCGAUUGAUCAAAUCCACAAUACGACUUUUAGAGUAGUAUCCGUCCAGUUCCAAUAGCAUCGCCCUGUCUUUUUAAGAUUGCUGGGUGACUUGUAUUAUUUCACAACCAAAGAAGGGGGGUAAAACGACGGCGCCCCAGGAACAAAGCCGAGAUACGUGAGUGGAAUUACUACACGUAAAACAU